Messenger RNA from Thunnus maccoyii (southern bluefin tuna), 924 nucleotides. Its product is annotated as complement C1q-like protein 4. The record is from RefSeq and is a predicted model, not a curated record. Bases 215 to 781 code for a protein of 188 amino acids. Gene Ontology annotation, molecular function: protein binding. The transcript is spliced from 3 exons. NCBI's taxonomy places the organism in Eukaryota, Metazoa, Chordata, Actinopteri, Scombriformes, Scombridae.
GACAAAAAUAUCAGUGAUCAUACUUGUGUGCUUGCUUGCUGGUCUAUUUGACUGCCAGGCUGAAAGCAACGAGAGUGAGACACUCACUAAGAAGACAGUAGAAGGCCUGGCAGAGAAUAAUGACAACCAGAAUUUCAAGCAAAGGCAAGAAACAUUAGCUAUUUCGACAUCAAACACAACAACUACCCAGGUAGGCUGUGAACCACCAAUCUAUAUGUUGUGGAAGGAGCUUGGGGCUUUGGGAGAGCGGCUGGAUGCCACUGUGAGAGCCUUGGAGGAAACAAACAGAAAGCUGGAGACCAGUGAGAAGGAGCUGGCUGCAUUUACCAGCACUGCGACUGAACUGAGUACAAUGGUUCGAGGACAGCCUCGGGUGGCAUUUUCUGUUGCCCUGCCAGUAGAUGGUACCCUUGGUCCUGUGACUACUCUUUACUCUUUGGUGUACCACCAUGUUGUGUCAAACAUUGGGAAUGCCUACAGCCCAAUCACAGGUUAUUUCACUGCACCAGUGCCAGGAGUCUAUUAUUUCAGCUUCACUUCUUACUGGUGGGGAGGGGAUGGAUCUUCUGGUGGCAGUUUGUACCAUAACGGAUAUCAAGUGGUGUCAUGGUAUAAUUGUGAACAACCACACAACACCUCUGGAUCUAACAGCGCCGUACUGCAUCUACAAGUUGGGGACAAAGUGAAUGUUCGUCUUUGGGAAGGUCUGAAGAUCAGUGAUAAUGUAAAUAACUACUCAUCAUUCAGUGGAUUUUUGCUUUUUCCCAUUUGGAGUGUAUGAAAAUAUUAUGAUUCCAAAUAGAUCAAACUUUUAAUAAUGAUUGAAAGAUUAUAAAAUGUGAUGUGACCUUCUGCAACUGUAAACACUUUAUGUUCUGUCUUAGUUAAAAAUGGGAAUGCAGCUCUUUUUUUCAGAGAUUUAUA